AUGCCGUUCCUGCGCCGGAUGUAUUGGGCAUUAUGCGUUAUCACUGGCCCACGCGGGGUAGGAUGGAAUUGCCAGAUCGCAAACGUACCUCCUCGUCCUAGCGAACCACGCUGGUCGUUCGUGCGCCAGCAGCUGCUGUACGCACUCAGAUGGUACCUGCCCGUCGACCUCGCACAGACCUACCAGCGCUCCAAUCCUUCGUUCUCCCAUCAUGACGCCGGCCUGUUCUCCUUGAGCUCCCAAGGCUACAUUCAGCGAUGUGUGAACAUCGUCGCGUGGUUCUCCCCAGCGUAUGGGAUGAUCGACAUGCCCUAUCGUCUAUUCUCCGCGGUGUCUGUCGCCACUGCCUGGUCAAUGCCCAGGGACUGGCCUGCCAUGUACGGAGAGUGGGCCGACGCUUACACGCUGCGGUGGUUCUGGGGGCGCACCUACCAUCAGUCGCUACGCCGUUACGCCGCGUCGAUGGGCAAGGCGUGCUGCCGCCUGCUGGGACUACGCCAGGGAUCCUGGGCGUCGUCUUACACGCAGCUGUAUGUCGGCUUCGCGGUGUCAGGCCUGAUACACUGCGGUGGCGACAUCAUGGUUAGCCCAAAGCUGUUCGGCGUGUCGUUCCCGUUCUUCAUCGCCCAGGCCGUGGCCAUCUCGCUCGAGGAUGCGGUCAUUGGCGUAGCGAAGCGCACCGGUAUGCAGGCGCAGUGCCCGGAUAGCCUAGCGCACGCGCUUGAAUAUGUGUGGGUGUUCGUGUGGUUGAGCGUAUCGACACCGUGGUGGAUGCGUACGAGGAUGGUUGACACGAGUCGGACGGUUUUCUCGCUGGUGACGAUGUUUGCCCCGACUAUCACGCCUGGCGCGGCGCGGUUCCUGUUCCUGUCCUUGAUGGCACUUUCUGCAAAGGUUUGA
Postia placenta MAD-698-R-SB12 is the source of this 900-nucleotide messenger RNA. RefSeq lists its product as hypothetical. The transcript is spliced from 4 exons. Bases 1 to 900 code for a protein of 299 amino acids. Lineage: Eukaryota; Fungi; Basidiomycota; Agaricomycetes; Polyporales; Adustoporiaceae. The record is from RefSeq and is a predicted model, not a curated record.